GCCGGGCGGUAGCGACUGUUUUGCUUUCACUCGCGAAAUCAGUGCUUCGUUUUUGCAAGAGCUUCAAACCAAAAAUGGACAAUCUUUCACACACGCAAUACAAUCUUAAAACGUCCGCGAAAGCCAAUAGUGUUUGCCAACAAGCCCGACUUCCGACACGCUCCCCCCAAGCAUCAAACAGCUGUUCCAAAAUGUAAACAACGGCCGAAACGUCAAACCCUUUGUUCCACCGAGUGCAGCUGUCAGAAAGGCGAACAAAUAAAGCGUAGCUGUUUCCGCGAGAGUCGUCCGCGGUCGCCCUGGCUUUUCGUUUGUUGCCCUUUGGUGCAUUCGCUCACCUUCGUACCGUAGUGCAAAACCGUGCGUGCAUCCGUGUGUGUGUGUGUCUGUGUUUCGGUCCCUUGUUUUCCCGUGUGUGGUUCUCCCUUCCGGUGUGUGUGUUGCUCCGUUCCCCCAUUUUCGGCAGACCCGGACGGCCCUUCCCGUGUGUCGCAGUGUCCUUCGCGAAUGUGCGGCUGUGCGUGAACCCGUGUGCCACACUGCGGCACCGUAAGUGUUGCCGGGUCAGUUAAGGCGGCGAGUUCGACUGUCCAACCAGAAGCAUCAAGCAACGCUGCUCAGCACCAAUCAACCGGAACGCCACACAGCACAGCACCAGCCGGCCAGCUAGCGCUCUCCAGCAAGGGAACGGAAAAGAAGAAAACACACUUGUCUCAUCAGCAAACAAAAGAAGAAAAAAAAAAGAACAAAGCCACUGGGCGGCACCGGAAACGCGAUCCCGAUCCCGAACCAAGGAGCUAACUCAACUCGACUCGCCCAACCCCGGAGGCGGCCCGGAGACCCACCAAGCGCCCACCAUGUACUAUCCGACGGCGGAUCUACCGUCGCCGCAAACGUUCCCCACGGCCGGCGGCGGUGGCGGUAUGGCGGCGGGCGAAGGACAUGUGAAAAAGUACUACCGCAAAGCCGAGCACAGAAUCUUCGUCAACCGGUCGAUGCACCUGGAGAACAUCAAGUUCUACGGCUUCGACAUGGACUACACGAUCGCGGAGUACAAGUCGCCCCAGUACGAGCAGCUCGGGUUCGAUCUGGUGAAGGAGCGGCUGGUCAGCCUCGGCUACCCGGCCGAGAUCCGGCAGUUCGAGUACGACCCGUCCUUCCCGGUGCGCGGCCUCUGGUUCGACUCGCUGUACGGCAACCUGCUGAAGGUGGACGCGUACGGCAACAUCCUCGUGUGCGUGCACGGUUUCGAGUUCCUCAAGCACCACCAGGUGUACGAGCUGUACCCGAACAAGUUCCUGCAGCUGGACGAGAGCCGCGUGUACGUGCUGAACACGCUGUUCAAUCUGCCCGAGACGUACCUGUUCGCGUGCCUGGUCGACUUCUUCACCCACUCGCCCCAGUACGCGGAGCAGGUCGACCGUACCGGCGUCAAGUACGGCGAGCUGUUCAUGUCGUUCAAGUCGAUCUUCCAGGACGUGCGCGGUGCCGUCGACUGGGUGCACAUCUACGGUGAUCUCAAGAAGAAGACGCUCGAGAACCUGGACGAGUACGUGAAGAAGGACGAGCGGCUGCCGAUGGUGCUGUCCCGCAUCCGCGAGUCGGGCGCGAAGCUCUUCCUGCUGACCAACAGCGACUACAUGUUCACCGACCGCAUCAUGACGUUCCUGUUCGACUUCCCGCACGGCGGCAAGACGGACGAGCCGCACCGGGACUGGAAGACGUACUUCGACACGAUCGUGGUGGACGCCCGCAAGCCGCUGUUCUUCGGCGAGGGCACGAUCCUGCGCCAGGUCGACACGAGCACGGGCGCGCUCAAAGUCGGCACGCACAUGGGCCCGCUGCAGGCGAACCAGGUGUACUCGGGCGGCUCGUGCGACGUGUUCACCAAGCUGAUCGGCGCGAAGGGCAAGGACGUGCUGUACAUCGGCGACCACAUCUUCGGCGACAUCCUGAAGAGCAAGAAGAUACGGGGCUGGCGCACCUUCCUGAUCGUGCCGGAGCUGGUGCAGGAGCUGCACGUGUGGACGGACAAAUGCCAGCUGUUCGCGCAGCUGCAGCAGCUGGACGUGCGGCUGGGCGACCUGUACAAAAACCUCGACUCGAGCGCGAAGGAAAAGCCCGACAUCCGGUCGGUGCGGACCGCGAUCCGGGACGUGACGCACAAGAUGGACCUGGCGUACGGCAUGAUGGGUUCGCUGUUCCGCUCCGGCUCCCGCCAGACGUUCUUCGCCGGGCAGGUCGUCCGGUACGCGGACCUGUACGCCGCCACCAUCCUCAACCUGAUGUACUACCCGUUCUCGUACAUGUUCCGGGCGCCGGCGAUGCUGCUGCCGCACGAGUCGACCGUCGCGCACGAGCAGCGCUUCACGCUGGACGCCCCGAUGAUCCAGCGCACCCGGCCGCCCCGCGCCGAGCUGCAGCUGUCCGCCGCCGCGGCCCCACCGCCCCACGAGCUGGACGACGAGGAGGAGGGUGCCGAGGGCGAUGCCGAUGCACGCGGGGACGAGUCGAAGGAGGUGGGACGGCUGCUGCUGGGCACACCGCAGCCUUCCUCGCUCCCGUCCGCCACCGGGUCGGAGCUGAGCGUGUCCGUCCCGCACACGCGCCCCGAAACGCCCCGCUCGGUCACGCACACGCACGACGAGGACUACUCGGACGAGGACAGCGACGACCAGAAGCGCACCAAGGGUGGUGAAGCGCCCGGCGCCAGCGAUGGCCCUGCAUCCGCCCAGGCAUAAAGAAGAAGAAGAAGAAAACACCGCUCUCCUUUACACCACGUGUCGCCGCGUGUGUGUUUAAUCUUUUUCUUUCCUUUUUUUACUGUUUUGGUACGAUUUUUCCCACUAAAAAAAACGGAAGGAGCGAAAGGCAGACAGAGGCAAACAAACAAACAAAAAAACAAACAGAGCCGUGCUACGCACAAAAACCAUUCUUUUCAAGGCGCCUGCUGCUGCUGCUGCUGCUACUCCUUUCUACUCCUUCCUAUUUUUCUUUUUACAAUUUAAAAUGAUUUCCCACUGCUAGCCCGCCGUCUAACAACUAUGCCAUCUGUUAAUUUAUUUUGCAUAGAUCAGCUUGCUCAUUAGACGAGUUGCCCAGCACCCCGGGCGGAAAGCGUAGCAUAGCGAAGGCAAGCGGCUGCUAUUUCAUUUCCUCAACUCAACUGCUCGGCAAAGUGGUGACAAUGUUUAGUUUUUUUAGCUUCGUUGGUCCCUGCACCUCUCACGCUGAGAGAGAGAGAGAGCGAGAGAGAGAGAGACGGGGAGUAGGAGGUGGAGGGGGGUGAAUGGUGUGCAGGGCUUGUUGUGGUGUUGUUAAGAAUGUAGCUGUUAAACUCGCGUACGUUACAGGGAGCUUAAGUAACAUGUUUAAAAAAUAUAUAUAUAUAUAAAUACUAGACAGAGAGAUAGAGAGAUAGAGAGAGAGAGAGAGAGAGAGAGAGAGAUUUUCUAGCGAGAGAUGCGUUCGUACAAAGGAAGACAGGUUAUUCUUCCCCUUUCGCAGCUAGUAGUAAGAUGGAUGAAGGUUUAGUUUUAAAGAAAACAACCCAAAAGCAAAGGCACACACACACACGCGCGCGCUCGCGGUGAAUGUACACGUACCCUAGUAAAAUAGGCAGCGAAUCUCUUGGCCAGAAAUAUCCGGAUGUUGGAGAAUAUUUGGACAAAAAAAGUAUGGGCGUCAAAUGGUGAAAGAACAACCCGAAAAACGCGUUCUUUUGCUGCGCGCGUGUGUGUGUUUUGAGUGAGCUUUUGGUUUGUGCCUAUUCUUGCCCGUUACAAUUUCAACCACCUGCAUUGUUUAGGUGAAUGGUGGGGAUGGAGGGAAAACCGGAAGUACGCCAUUAGCGCAAAGAAAUAAUACUAGUACACAGGAACGUUUCGGUGGUUGCUACUCUUUCGUUAUACUAUACACAGGCAAGGGCAGACAAGCGUUUAGCGUAUAAUACAACAACAACAAAAACAAGCAAUAAGACCACGGUCAUGCAGCAAACAAGAAAAGAAGCAACAUAAAAACCGGCUGUUCAUGCUCAAUUCAUUCGCUCGUUCUGGUGCUCGCGCCUACUAUACUACGCUCCUUCUCAAACAUAUCUCCUCCAGGGCCGUUGUCCAGAGUGUCCAUCUUUAGGGUUUUAGUUGCAUUUUUUUUUUUUUUAACAAAUUAAAGUGAUCGUUUCUGCGCGGUUUUUUCCCAGGCUUGCGUACCUACGUGGAAGCUUGGAAGCGGAGGAGGAGAUUCAACCCACUAUCCCUUCCCUUCUCAGAGAGCAACAAAAUAGCCAACAAAAAAGGAAAAAACAUGCAACAACAAAAAAGCGUUAGGCUAAUUCUAUGCCGUUACAAACCACAACAAUAAAACAAUUUAAUAAAGAGUUUGUUGAAACGUUA
This is a messenger RNA of Anopheles arabiensis, 4391 nucleotides long. It is a transcript of the gene Nt5b, whose product is annotated as cytosolic purine 5'-nucleotidase. The transcript has 7 exons. NCBI's taxonomy places the organism in Eukaryota, Metazoa, Arthropoda, Insecta, Diptera, Culicidae. The record is from RefSeq and is a predicted model, not a curated record. The coding region runs from base 858 to 2741 and encodes 627 amino acids. Gene Ontology annotation, molecular function: 5'-nucleotidase activity.